AUGUCUCCCUCUCAACGACGUCGACCCCCAAACCUCAACCUUGGCGCCAACUCGAACAACGUCGCGACUCCUUCCAAACCGCCUCCGGUUCCCAUUCUCAAGUCGCGCGACCCCGUUCCUCGGACGCCACCGAAUCGGCGAGCGCAAGCGUACACUAGUACAAGUAGUAAGACCAGGGCCAACCCAACGACGGCGGUGAGCCGAGCCGUCAAGUCACCCCAACCCUCGUCAUCCAACGCACCACAGCAUGCGGACGAGAACCACGACGCCAGUCUAGUGACUUCCACUUCCAGCACCCCAGCAACCCACCGCACCACCUCCUCCUCCGCCGCCUCCGACCCUGCCGAUCUCGAUGUCGACCGAGUUCCUCCUCUCGACAUGUCUAAUAAGGAAAACGAGUAUGGGCCGCGAGAUUCCCAUGACCUCUCAAUGCCGCACUCCCAGUCGACCCGCGACUCCCUCAUGGCGAGCAUGCUCCUGUCCCUCGACCAGCUCACCCUCCUAGGACACCGCGAUGCCCCCAAUCUCUCCGACGACCGCACCUGGACCAAGACGUCCAGGGCCUCUCGCCCCAACACCAGUUCGCGAUUCGGCCCUUCCCACGGCCAUUCGUACAGCUCCGAUCUCGAGGCCGGCGACGACGCGGCUCGCCUCAACAUGAAUCGGGCCCGCCGCAGCAACACCAGCCCAGCACCCCCGCCGGCUUCACACCCGAGGGGCAAGGGCAGCAAGAGCAGCAGCGCCAACAGCAUCGAUGCUGGCUACGUUCAGGUCCUCGGCAGCCAACGUUGGGCCUCGGGUUUCGGGACGAGGUCUUCGAGCUUCGACUAUGGUCACCGCCGGGUGGAGAACACCCAACCCGCCUGGCACGCCGACUUCACGCACACUUUUCUCAACGACGAUUAUGACGCUGCCCCUACCCCGACCGUCCCCGGGGGCCCUCGGCGGACCGCGCCCCUACCCCCGACCCCAACCUUGGAGAGGAAGCGAAGCACCCGAUCAGCGCGGAGCAUGGCGUCCUCCAGUCGAAAGGGCGAAUCGAAAUUUACUACUAGGGAGGUUAUUCCUCCCGUCCCUAAUUUUACCAAUUUGGAUCUUGAUUCCGCACCAGCACCGCAUGUGGGAUACGAGAAGACAAAGGAGACGAUACCAGGCGGCGUUGGCGGUGGCGUGCCGUCGCCUAGUCCUUACGUGGUGACGACUCCCCAACCCAAAGAACGGCCAGGCUUCUUUAGGAGGGUGUUUGGCUCGUCUAGGAACACGACGCCCACUAGCAGCGUGCACGACUUAAAAACCAUCCUCGUUCUUCCGCCGGCGGAAGAAGUCGUUAGCCUUCAGCCUAACCUAGAUAAGCUGUCCGCGGCUCCUGAGCCAAGCCCGCUCUUCCGCAUCGCCCCGCCUCGACACCCCCGAUCGCCCUCCCCCGACAUUCCACACUCGUCCGGCGCGAGAAAUGAUUCCUUCCUUGAUCUCGACCCUCCCAGCGAAAACGAACUUGAUCUCGCAUCGUCAACCCCUUCGGCUAGGAACAAGACAGCAAACAGGAAACCGCCAAAGGCCACUACGCCCGGGGCAACGGACAGGGAGGACGAAACCGACGAGGGCAAUAGAGCCGAAGCGGAAGACGACGACAUUAUGCUAGCAGCCCACAGCGGCCAUCUUAUGGCCCCGCGUGUGCAUCGGGACCGGCGCGGGGAUGACACGUUCAAGCCCAUCAGACGGCGCAUCCGGGCCGCCCUCGACAUCACCGAUUCCGAGGAGGAGCCCAAUUCCGCGACGCUGGCCUUGCCCAUUGAAGGGGCUCGGUCCACUAGCGCCCACUCGGACUCCGCUGCGUCGGGGUACAGGACUUCGCCGGCCAACACCCCCAGCGUCCGACCACCCAAGGAUCCGAUCGACGAACCCGACUUCGUUGUUGGCGAUCCUACCGAUGAUGACCGACAAAAGGCCCAAAAGAUCUUUGACGGGAAUGAGGACUUUAUCCAAAAGGACAAGGCCGCGGCAUGGAUGGGCGCCGAGGGCCUCGUCCGCCAGCGCACCCUCCGUGCGUACAUGGAAUUGUACGAUUUUACCGAUCUCAGCAUUGCGGCCUCGCUGAGGCAGGUUUGCGCGCGCCUCGUGAUGCGCGCCGAGACGCAGCAAAUUGACAGAAUUUUGCUUGCAUAUGCGACUCGAUGGGCCCGGUGCAACGCCAACCAUGGCUUCAAGUCUAUUGGCGCCUUUGACGGCCCCAUAAAGGCUUGGGAGGGUCAGUUAGAAAUUGUGCUCAAGGAUAUCUACGCGUCCAUCCGUGACGAGCGGCUGCCGCUAUUUGGUGCCGAGAACGACCGCUAUCAGACCGGCCCCGCUUCUCAGAGCAGUCUCUCCGUUAUGGGCAUGCUCAAGAGAUCGCCAAGUGUGCUCAGCAAGGCCCCGUCAGAGAGCCAGUCCUCCCUCCGCGGUAGGAUCGCGGAGAGCUCACGAACCAAUAACUCGAGGUGGGGAUCAAAGAGCCGCUCCCGGCAUCGGCUUGGCACCACCGGCUUCUCCUCGAGCCGGACAAGCUUUGACGAUAACAAUUCCCUGUGGAGUCCAGCGGCGUCGUCAGCCACUUGGAGCCGGCAGUCUCUUGGCCGCACGCAGACCUCGAUGUCGAUGGACUCGUUUGGGUCGGCCUGGCCGCGGAACGACUACCAGCAAUCCAUUGGUUUCGCCAAUGCGCUGAGCCAGGCGAUUAUCCGAGAGGACAUACCAGGCGGAGGCGCUCCAUCUAUUAUGAGUAACGACGACAGGAACGGCGGCCCCUGCUUGAGGACGAACCGCAAAGCCAAGGAUAGGAAUUGGACCGAGGUGUUUGCUGUAGUGCAAAAGGGCACGCUUAGCCUUUUCUCGUUCUCGCCCAACAAGUCGAUGCGCAACAAGACGCGAACCGCGCGCCAUAACAAGGGCGCUCCGAUCCAGGUGGGCGGGGGCAACUGGCAAGAGAACGCCACGAAUCUAGGGACUUUUAGCCUGCGGCAGACAUUGGCAUCAGCCCUCCCGCCUCCCGGGUACUCGAGGAGCCGGCCGCACGUGUGGGCUCUCAGCCUUCCCACUGGCGCGGUGCACCUAUUCCAGGUCGGCACGCCAGAGAUUAUCAAGGAGUUUGUCACGACGGCCAAUUACUGGAGCGCGAGGCUAAGCACGCACCCGUUGGUUGGUGGCAUCAGCAACAUCGAGUACGGUUGGAGCGAGGCGAUUGUCAACAACUCGCUCGUCACAGCCAUCAAUGAAUCAACCACAUCGCUCCCUCAGGGGCCGUGUCUCGCGACCGGGGAGCAGCGCCGCAGUCGGCCAUGGGAACGUCCGAUGGGCGGACCUGGAAGCGGGUCGCGACACAAGCUGCCAGGCGACAAGAUCCACAUCGCCGAAUGGAUGCCGCCUACGCAGAGCCUACGCGCCAGUAACCAGGGCGAGGAAGAGCAGCUUCGGACGCUGGAGGGGUACGUCCGCUCGAUCGAGGAGGAGCUCCAGCAGCACAAUCAGAUGCGCAGCCCGAUGCUGCUCGCGUUCUCGCCGCGGGGCCACAAUGCCGCCAAGGCCAUGGCCAACUGGGAGCGCAAGAGCUCAUACCUGCUCCGAGAGAUUGUCAAAUACAGGACGUACGUGGACUGUCUGCAGCAGGCGGACGGGAGGAAGAAGGAAAUUUAUGGGGAGAGGGACGAAAGGGAGCGGGAGAGGGAGAGGGCCUACGACGAGAUGGCUGCGCCCGAGAUUGCGAUUGGGUCCGAGUGA
This is a messenger RNA of Parascedosporium putredinis, 3753 nucleotides long. NCBI's taxonomy places the organism in Eukaryota, Fungi, Ascomycota, Sordariomycetes, Microascales, Microascaceae. The record is from the annotation of a GenBank genome assembly.